This is a messenger RNA of Sclerotinia sclerotiorum 1980 UF-70, 138 nucleotides long. RefSeq lists its product with no specific name. The coding region runs from base 1 to 138 and encodes 45 amino acids. The record is from RefSeq and is a predicted model, not a curated record. The transcript has a single exon. NCBI's taxonomy places the organism in Eukaryota, Fungi, Ascomycota, Leotiomycetes, Helotiales, Sclerotiniaceae.
AUGGCUGCUGGCAUGGAGUUAUGGAUGUAUGCAUGGACUAGUAGAUAUUGGCAGGGAUAUGGUAUUGUGGGUAGUGAUAUGAGGGGAUGGAGUGGUGAAGUGGAUAAUGAAAGUGGUGGUGAUACAUACAUAACCUGA